Molecule: messenger RNA, 3540 nt
Organism: Nomia melanderi (Alkali bee)
Lineage: Eukaryota; Metazoa; Arthropoda; Insecta; Hymenoptera; Halictidae
Gene: Rrp6
Product: exosome component Rrp6
Biological process (GO): poly(A)-dependent snoRNA 3'-end processing; nuclear polyadenylation-dependent rRNA catabolic process; nuclear polyadenylation-dependent snoRNA catabolic process
Cellular component (GO): nucleolus; nuclear exosome (RNase complex)
Molecular function (GO): single-stranded RNA binding; nucleotide binding; 3'-5'-RNA exonuclease activity
Source: RefSeq, a predicted model, not a curated record
GGUCGCGCGCUAAGUCUUUCUAACGUUCGAAUUUUUCUCAGAGAUCGCGAACCUUCUCCGUUUGCACUUCAUUUUACCAGACAUUUUUCGCGCGACGAUACGGCACACAGCUCACGCGCUUCCACCAUCUUUAUUUACUAAUUUUGGACUUGAACGCCGAGAACGGGGAACGGAUAGAGAUUGUACCGCCUCUAGCGACAUCUUUCGACCUCACCUUCUACGAUGCGCGCAACAACGUCACGGACUUCGGAUAUCUGCAGACUGUGCACGCGACACGUACUUUUCUCUCUACCGUUCUGAAAUACCGACACUCUCGAUGCGUCGCGUUCGCAUCGAUGUUCUUCCGAUUCCACGUCGAAUAUCCCCAGUUACGUGUCCAAUUUUUCCCGAUCGAUCCGAUUCCCUUUUCCGACGAAAAUCCAACAAACCGCCCCGCGGUCGUCGAAAUUUCGCGACUCGACGAGUGACCUAUUACCGUUCAACUCUGAAGUUGCUCGCUGAAGUCGCCCGAUAGGAUCGCUGGACGAUCGUUUCCUACGCGGUCGGUUCGCGUUUCUGUAUCUCGAACGUGCUCUCGCCAUCGGGCGCGGAUACGUCGCGUCGCGCAUCAGCGUGAAAAGUUAGGUUACGUUCUGCUAGAGGAACGUAGAAGAAUAGGAUCUCGCGCGAUGCGUUCUCUUCGUGACGGCUAAUCAAUUGUUCUUCGGUGAAAGUGACACUGCGCGCGACCGAUCAUGGAUCCUACGGAAGAUUGGAACGGCGAUUGUCAGACACCGUUCGACGGUGAAUCGCAAGAAACCGUCCUCCACCGAGCAGCUAACCACUGCGUACCUGGUUACUCGAAUUUCGACGAUUACGUUCAGGAUGCGUUCGACGCUAUACGGGCUGGAAUCAAAGCUGCCAAUGCUUUACCGAUAGGCUCAAAUUUUCAUUACUACUCCUGCUUUACCAGUUUCCUUACCGCCAAAGAUCGAAAUGUCCAAUUAUUGGUGACCGCUAUGCAGAAUACCUUUGGAAUGGCUGGUAUCAAGGGUAACAUUUCGAAUCUCGACGCGGAGGAGAAAUUCGACCUUUUAUUGGAAUCCAAUGAUAUAUUUUUGGACAGAGCGAACUCGUUGAUGGACGAAGAAUCCGGCGUCUCUAAAGCGUCCGAGGUGGAGUUCGUGGUAACGCAGACCAGACAGAAAACGAUCAACGGUAGCUGGAACAAGCAACCCUCGCGUCUCCAGCAAGACUCCGAAAACGCGCAAUCCGUUCGAUUGCUCGCCGGAAGGAACGUUCAGAGACCGCAAUUAAUGUUCAAGGACAAAAUUGAUAACACCUCGAAACCUUGGUGUCCCAGAAUUAAAGAUAAACCAAACUCUUUAAAGCCGUUGGCGAUCUACCUGGAAGAAGGCGAGAACGGAGAAGCUUUUAAUCAUCCGUACGGGUACGAAUUGGACUUGUUUACUCCGAAGGCUGGUCAACUACAGAAAUCGGAGCCGAAGAUGUAUAAAUCUUUGGAGGAAACACCUUUGAUAAUGAUCGAACGUCCGUCCGAUCUGACGAUGCUGAUAAACGAUUUGAAACGGUACAAGGAAAUUGCCGUCGACUUGGAGCAUCAUUCUUAUAGAAGUUUCCAAGGGAUAACUUGUCUGAUGCAAAUAUCGACGGGAGACACCGAUUACAUAAUCGACACGUUGUCGUUGCGAUCCGAAUUAGACGAAUUGAACGAAAUCUUCACGAAGCCGACGAUUCUAAAGGUAUUUCACGGCGCGGAUUUAGAUAUUCAGUGGCUCCAACGAGAUUUGUCUUUGUACGUGGUCAACAUGUUUGACACGCAUCAAGCCGCGAAGCAACUCAAUCUGCCGUAUUUGAGUUUAGCCUACUUGUUGAAGCGCUACUGUAAUAUAGAUCCGAAUAAGCAUUUCCAGCUGGCCGAUUGGCGAAUAAGACCUUUACCCGAAGAACUACAAAAAUAUGCCAGGGAGGACACGCAUUAUCUGUUGUACAUAAAGGAUAUAUUGAGAAACGCUUUGGUGGACCUUGCCAACGGCCAAACGAACAUUUUGAAAGCGGUGCACGAUAGAAGUACGGACAUAUGCAGGAAAACUUACGUGAAACCUGUCUGGACGGAAGAAAGUUGCAUGAGUUUGUACAGGAAAAGUCAAAAAAUGUUCAACAAUAAACAGCUGUACGCUUUGCGGGAAAUUCACAAGUGGAGGGACACGGUCGCCAGAGAGGAGGACGAUAGCACCGCUUACGUUUUACCGAAUCACAUGCUUUUGAAUAUAGUGGAAACGUUACCGCGAGAAAUGCAAGGAAUUCUGGCGUGUUGUAAUCCUAUACCUCCUUUGGUUCGACAACAUCUGUUAAAGUUGCACAAAAUCGUAUUGAAGGCUAGAGAACAGCCGCUCAUCAAGCCGGUUCUCGAGGAUCUCAGGCAAAGAUUGUCGCAGAGGAAUCAGAUUACGAACUCGGAAGCUUGGAUGCAUUCGCCCCAUGAUAUACCGAGCGGCACCGAGGCGAGAGCCGAUUUACCGUGUCUGUUGGACAAGAACGCGCCACCGGAAACAUCGGUAGGAAAUGUAAUGGUGAACCACACGGUCACAGUGUUCGACAGUCCUGUCGCGUCCGAGGACGAGGAAACGACCAGAGACCAGCAACGACAUAUUAAAAAGAAAUUCGUUUUCAUCAGUCCAUUCGAACGGUAUAAACGCGUGAUACCUAUGGUCGCGCAGGAAGAAGCGCGAGAAAGAGAGAGGCAACAGCGAGAAGAGGAAAAUCGAUUGAUGGAACAGAAGAAACAAGAAGAGGAGAUCGCGGAAAGCAGAAGUAGAGUUUACGAACAUUUCAAACAAGUUUCUCAGAUUCCGGCCGAGGGGACCGCGACGAAAUCUUCGAAGAAGAAACCCCCGGUUCCUCUGUCUCAACAUCAGGGGCGGAAGAGGAUGCGAGACUCGAAUAUUAACAAAGAGGACGACAUUCGAGGAAAAACCAACGAUAACUUGUUAACGCCAGCUCCGUUGUUGCAAACAAAAAGAAUCGACAAGUCCAAAGAAGAAUCUAAAGACGAGACACCUUUGAUAGAGGAGCGGAAGGUGCAAGAACGUUUAGCGGGGAUUCAAGACGAAGCGAAAGCAGAUGCGGACGCGGUUAAAUCUAUGCGUGUCAGAAAGAAAGGGGACAGGCAGCGCACGAUGAAAGAGUUGGAUAAAAAGGGUUUGAUGCCGUCGAAAAUGUUUGAUUACAAAAUGGUAGAUUUUAGCGGUUUCCAAGGAGGAAGCGCAAACGCGGCCAAUCAAGUCAACUUUGAACAAACAAUGAAAAAAUCGAAAGAGAAGAAACGGAAGCGAAAGAAGCAAAAAUUGAAUAUAUAACCUGCGUUAGAUUCGAAGUGUAGGUUUGACGGAAACAUUUGUACUGCGCGAAUAAAGCAAUAUAAACAGUUUAUAUUACACUCGUAUGCUGUGUACGAAUGAUAUAGAACGGUAACAAGUAUAUAAAGAUACAUCGUAUCGUUGCGUAUAUAUUGUAUACAAAAAUAUAUCGAGUUGAUUG